Ceratitis capitata (Mediterranean fruit fly) is the source of this 1297-nucleotide messenger RNA. It is a transcript of the gene mRpS35, whose product is annotated as 28S ribosomal protein S35, mitochondrial. Gene Ontology annotation, molecular function: structural constituent of ribosome. Lineage: Eukaryota; Metazoa; Arthropoda; Insecta; Diptera; Tephritidae. The transcript has 2 exons. Gene Ontology annotation, biological process: mitochondrial translation. The record is from RefSeq and is a predicted model, not a curated record. Gene Ontology annotation, cellular component: mitochondrial small ribosomal subunit. The coding region runs from base 169 to 1164 and encodes 331 amino acids.
ACAUUUGUGUUUGAAAGUCGAAACCCUGGUAAAAUAUAUAGACUGUUUUGAAAUAUUUUCCUACUGAUUGGUUACGGCACAGUAUAAUUGCUUAUUAUAACUUAAAAAACUAAUGCCUUUUCAAUUUUUAACGUAAAAUUCUAUAUCCAAAGUGUGCUAAAUACAAAAAUGUCUUUACUAACACGUUUACUGGAGAGGAAUUUACGUAAUUCAGGUGCAGGCGCUAGACGGUUAUACAGCAAUCAUGUAGAAGAAGAAUCAUCCGCUACUAAACAUGAGUUUGCUGAUGAAGAAUUUAGAGUGCUCAAUUUACGUUCAACCUCACAAGCCACUCAACAAAAACGCAAAGUAUUCAAAAAAGAGCCAGUGCAACCACCACGCCAUCAGAAAAUGGCAACCGAUCAGGAUUGGAGUGCAGUAUGGCCAGGUCCACGUACAUUUCAACCCUCUGUUGUGCCUCUGCCGUUAAGGCAAGGUUACACAGAAAAAGGAGCGCCCCCACCAUCGAAAUUCGCCAAUGCGGAACUUAUGAAAAUACCAAAUUUCCUUCAUUUAACACCACCGGCAAUAAGACAACAAUGCGAAGCAUUAAAGAAAUUUUGCACACCUUGGCCUAAAGGCUUAGAAACUCUGGAGAAUUGUGAAAAACGUUUUCCUAUCGAAAUCAAGAGCACCGACUAUUGCCACGCUCUACCUACCAUACGAAACCCAGAAGCUCGACGAGUAACAUUGAAUAUUAAAUUAUCCGAUUUGAAAUUCGAUGCCCACGCUAAGGACAAGUUUUUACGUUUAGUUGGGGAUCGUUAUAAUCCGAACACUGGCAUUCUAACAAUAGUAGCAGACAGGUGCCCUUUGCGUAAACAAAAUUAUGACUAUGCUAUGUAUUUGCUAACCGCUUGUUAUCAUGAAUCAUUCGUUACGGAAUCUUGGGAAAGUAGUAAAUCGGAAGCGGAUAUGGAAUAUUACAGUUUCGAGCGAAAUAAAUCGAAACAGUCGGCUGAAGCAAUAAUUAAUUGGGGUCAACCCGUGGAGGAAGCAAAAAAAUUGAACGCUGAUCAUGGUUUUGCACAAAGCGUAGAGCAAUUGAUAAAUGAAGGGGAAAACGUUUACAAUUUAGGAAAGUAUAAGGAAGAGGUAUUAAAGUUACUAAAUAUAAGCAAAUGAAAGUUGUUAGAUUCAUUUGAGCUAAUAAAUAUUUUCAAUUGAUUUAAAAAUCUUAAAUUUCCGUUUAUAAACACUUACGAUAUGACUUUUGAAAAAUGAGUAAAAUAAUGAAUAUACACAUUUUUAGUUAAUU